CAUUUCGCCCAUUUGCCAUAAACAUACUGAGACCGAGAUCAGAGAUGGAGCUGUUGUGCAACGCCCCACCGCACGCCUCGGUGCCUGACAGGUACGUCUUCCCGCCUGAGAAGCGCGCCGUCCUGCAGCUAGACGACGACGACGUCACCCUCCCCGUCGUCGACCUGCACCGCACCGCCCUUUCCGGCGACGACGGCCUCCGCCAGCGCGUCGCCGCAGAGAUCGUCCGGGCCGGCAAGGACUUCGGCUUCUUCCAGGUAGUGAACCACGGCGUGGGGGAGGAUGUGGUGAGGGGGUUUCGUGACGCGGCAUCGGAGUUCUUCGCGAUGCCGGCGGAGAAGAAGCUCCCCUACUGCUCCAACGACCAGAGCAAGCCCUUCCGGCUCGCCACCAGCACCACCUACGACCGCGGCGAGACGCGGUACUGGCUCGACUACCUCAAGCUCCAGUGCCACCCGGUGACAGACGAGGUCGUCCAGCACUGGCCAACCGAACCAACGAGCUUCAGGCCGCGCCUCGCCGAGUUCUCCGAGGCGGUGCACGAGUUGGCCCAGACGCUACUGCGCCUCGUCGCAGAGGGUCUCGGCCUCGGCGCCGACUUCUUCGCCGGCGACCUUAGUGGCGGCGACACUCAAAUGAACGUCAACUACUACCCGCCGUGCCCAGACCCGAGCCUCACACUCGGCCUCCUUCCGCACUGCGACCGCCACCUCCUCACCGUCCUCUCCCAGGGCGAUGUGGCGGGCCUCCAGGCAAGGCACAGUGGGCGGUGGCUCCUCGUCCGCCCUAUCCCCGGCGCACUCGUCAUCAACUUUGGCCACCAGAUGGAGAUCAUCACCAACGGCGCACUAGCCAGCGUGGAACACCGCGCUGUAACCAACUCCGACAGGACAAGGAUGUCGGUGGCAACUCUCAUCAUGCCCAAGAUGGAGUGCCGUAUCGGCCCGGCGCCGGAGAUGGUGGACGAGGCCACGAAUCCUUCCAAGUUCAGGGAGUUCGUGUUUAGUGAGUUUAUGGAGGCGUAUUACACCGCCGCGGCUAGCAGGGAGGAUGUGCUCGAGUCCUUCAGGAUACACAAAAACUAGGUUGGGGACUACGACUAUCAACAUCCGGCUGAUCGAAUUAGAUACACAACACAAGUUUUAAACGGUCUGAAAACAUAUUAUGAUGAUUCUGAACUUCUAGAAUUUAUUUCCUACAAUAUAUACUCGUCGAAACAUAAAAGCGUUGUAAGCUCUAAGUUUACGGUUUUCAUAUAAUUACUACUCAGAUCGCAAA
Messenger RNA from Lolium perenne, 1278 nucleotides. Its product is annotated as 2'-deoxymugineic-acid 2'-dioxygenase. Lineage: Eukaryota; Viridiplantae; Streptophyta; Magnoliopsida; Poales; Poaceae. The record is from RefSeq and is a predicted model, not a curated record.